AUGGGAAGCGUCAGCAGCCUCAUCUCAGGUCACAGUCUUCACAGCAAGCACUGUCAGGCCACGGAGUACAAAUUAAAGAAAGCAGGCCAUCCCCGGAAGACAGGCCGGAGCCUGGAUGGCCUACUGAAGUAUAGCUUUGCACAGGGGUCCUCCAACAACACAUCUAAAGCCAUCUCUCAGGCAGGCAGGAGUGAGGACUUCUUUUACAUAAAAGUGAGCCACAAGCCGCGGACGACUCACCAGAGAGGCAUCCCAACAGAGGACCAUUUAGGACAGGGACAUUUUACUGAUACGGAACCAGACAGUAGAGUGCCACCUAAAUUGCUGCCUAUGUCUGGGAAACUGGAGAAGAAUACCGAGAACGCUUUGAUCCGGCCCACAGCCUUCAAGCCAGUCAUCCCUAGGAGCACCUCUUCCACAGAGACUCGCGACAAUCUCACCCACCUGCUUAUUCCCCCAGAAAGGACCAAAGACUCCCAGGGGCCCAAACAGGACACCUUUUCAGUGACCCUCUCAGACUCUGGGCAGGAUUCAAUGUCCAGCCUGCCUACUCAAAGCACCAAUGGGAGCCUCAGUGCUUCCACAGGCCCAUUGUCUCAGUGUGCAGGAGGCUCAGCCCAUGGCAUGACCCAUCCCCUGCAGCCCCCCCGCUCUACAUGGACCAAUGGGAAUGGCAUUAGAGCCAGUGCUAGAGUUGCAGCUCUAAGCAAUGGAGGGGCAGUGAAGGCUAACAGGGAUGCCGUCUCCAUACCGUCCACUCAGCAGCAUAUUCCUCUGUUGGAGGAGAUGGGAGGCUGUAAUCGCUCUCCCAUCUCAAUGGACGAGUCCCUCAUUGAGCUGCUGGAGCAGAGGCUGCUGGAGAGUGAGACAGAGCUGCAGGAGCUGCAGGUGAGCUUUGAGGAGAAAGAGGUGGACACUUGCCAGCUGUUUGAGGAGAGGCAGAGGUAUUGUGUUGAGGAGAUGGAGGGCCUGAAGCAGAGGUGCUCCACCAAGCUCAGGCAGGUCUCGCACAGGGCCGUGAGGAACCACCAGGCCUUGCAACUGCAGGUCAGUCAGCUGCAACAAGACAAGCAGAGGCUCCAGGAUGAGCUGGCCAGGAUGACCCAGGAAAAGGACCUGACAGAGGUCAAACUGAGGUCGUUUGAGAGGGAGAAAACCCAGCUCGAGCCCACCUUAGAGGAGACCCAGUGGGAGGUAUGUCAAAAGACUGGGGAGAUCUCCCUGCUGAAGCAGCAUCUCAGGGACUCCCAGGCUGAUGUCACUCACAAGCUGAAUGACAUCGUCAGCCUCAAGGUCUCGCUGAAGGAGACUCGGGCCAAAAUGGAGGCAUUGGGGCAGCAGAACAAAGAACAAGAGGACAAGAUACGCUCUCGCAGUGUGGAGGUCGAGGUAUGCCACAAUGAGCUCCAGCGCAAGAAGAACGAGGCUGAUCUUCUAAGAGAAAAGGUGGGUAUACUAGAGACAGACAUCAAAGGAAUUAAAAAGGAUCUGGCCCUGGCAAAAGAACAGAGGUCAGACCAGAGUCGGGGGAGAGAAGGGUGCAUGAGCACUGACUCCCUCCAGGGAGAGGUGGAGAGACUGAAAGGGGAGCUCAGGGAAGAGAGAGAGACUCAGGAGAGGCUGUUGAACAGCUUUGAGCAUGAAAGACAGACGUGGAACAAGGAGAAGGACAGAGUCAUCAAGUACCAGAACCAGCUUCAGCUCAACUAUCUGCAGAUGCACAAGAAGAACCAAGAUUUGGAGAGAAUCCUGCAGGAGCUCACAGUGGAGCUGGAGAGUCGGCCGGAGCUCGACGUGGACAUCCACAGCUCAGGGUUACACUAUGAGGAUAUGAUAGCCACAGAAAUUUGA
Molecule: messenger RNA, 1851 nt
Organism: Salvelinus namaycush (lake trout)
Lineage: Eukaryota; Metazoa; Chordata; Actinopteri; Salmoniformes; Salmonidae
Product: leucine zipper putative tumor suppressor 1-like
Exons: 5
Coding region: 1-1851 (616 amino acids)
Biological process (GO): regulation of dendrite morphogenesis; regulation of synaptic plasticity
Cellular component (GO): dendritic spine
Source: RefSeq, a predicted model, not a curated record